CCUCCCCGCGCCAUGGACAACUCACCAACCUCCCUCUUCGACUCCUACGAGAAUGAGUUCACGCAGUUCAUCGACACCAUAAACGACAAGCUUGAGGAGGCGUCGAAGGAUGGGGAUGCGGAGGCCCGCCUCUCCACCCUUCGUCGCACCGCCAUGGACCUCGACGAGGCGGACGAGAUGCUCUCGCAGAUGCAGAUCGAGCUGCCCUCUAUUCCGCAAUCUCUCCGCGCGCCCUACCAGCAGCGUCUGGGUGCGGCUAAGAGCACGCUGGCCGGCGCGAAGCGGCGGUACAAGGAGAUCGAGGCGCGUGUCGCGCUGCUGGGCAGUCGCUCGCGAAGCGGAGGGGGCUUCGCGCGGACGUCGACAUCGGAUGAUCCGUAUGGGGACGUUUCGAGUGACCGCGCCCGAUUGCUCGCAGGGACGGCGAAGCUGGAUGAGGGGACGCGGCGGCUGGAGGAGUCGCAGCGGAUCGCGAUGGAGACGGAGCAGACUGGCGCGGAUAUCUUACUGAACCUGCGCGGGCAGAGGGAGCAGAUUGAGCAUGCGCGCGAUACGCUGGGCACAGCGGAGCGGCACAUCGACCGUGCGUCUGGCACGCUGAAGGGCAUGAUUCGCAGAAUGUAUCAACAACGCUUCAUUACCGCAGGCAUCAUCGGCGUCCUUCUCCUGCUCAUCGCCCUCAUCUUGUACUCGAAGCUCAGCUAGACGACGGCCUAUGCAUAGCUAGAGAUGACGUGCAUAGGCUGCGAGCGCCUAUGCAGGUUUGUGGAGCCACGCCGGAAUCCCACAAGGCCACCUUCAUGUAUUUUACUUCUUUCUUUGGAUAUAUUCACAGGCGACACCUAAGGACAAUGUCAUUCACUUUCACUACCUUC
Molecule: messenger RNA, 875 nt
Organism: Schizophyllum commune H4-8
Lineage: Eukaryota; Fungi; Basidiomycota; Agaricomycetes; Agaricales; Schizophyllaceae
Product: V-snare-domain-containing protein
Exons: 5
Coding region: 13-705 (230 amino acids)
Biological process (GO): intracellular protein transport; macroautophagy; intra-Golgi vesicle-mediated transport
Cellular component (GO): ER to Golgi transport vesicle membrane; Golgi apparatus; endoplasmic reticulum membrane
Molecular function (GO): SNARE binding; SNAP receptor activity
Source: RefSeq, a predicted model, not a curated record